Messenger RNA from Tilletiopsis washingtonensis, 1422 nucleotides. Its product is annotated as WLM-domain-containing protein. Lineage: Eukaryota; Fungi; Basidiomycota; Exobasidiomycetes; Entylomatales. The record is from RefSeq and is a predicted model, not a curated record. The coding region runs from base 45 to 1130 and encodes 361 amino acids. The transcript is spliced from 7 exons.
CCCGCGAGCAGCCUCCAGUCUCGGCCGCAACAACGGCGCCCAGCAUGCCGCAGCACGGCCGCGGCGCAUUCCCCAAGGCCGCCGUGCCGAGCACCUGGCUCGACGACAGCGCCGGCGCGCGCAUCCACGAGUACCGCGUGCUGCGCGGCAUGCGCGACGCCGACAAGGCCCUCGCGCUGCUGCGCCGCAUCGGCAGCAUUGUGCGGCCCAUCAUGCUGAAGCACGGCUGGCAUCUGCCGCUGCUCAUCGAGAUGCUGCCGAGCAACCCGGCGCUGCUUGGCCUGAACCACAAUCGCGGACAGAAGAUCUCGCUGCGCAUGCGCCAGACACGCGACGGCGACCUGUUCGGCGAGGACAUGCUGAUGGAGACAUUGCUUCACGAGCUGACACACAACGUGCGCGGACCACACGACGCCAUCUUCGAUGCGCAGCUCAAAGAGCUCACAGAGGAGUGGUACGAACUGCGGCGCACCGGGCGAGCCGAGGGCGAGGGCUUCUUCACGCCGGGCAUGCGAGUUGGGAUGGGACAGGUGCCCGACGUGGACCCGCGGCGUGCUCGCGAGAUCGCAGCGCGCAACGCCGAGCUGAGAGCACAGAGAGGCGGCGGAGGUCGAUUGGGAGGCGCUGGGCCUUCGAGUGGCAGCAACGCGGAUCGGGAUCUGCGUCGCGCUGCAGCUGAGGAGAUCCAACAGCUGCGCGAGACGAUCAAUGGCGUCGAGGUCGUGUCGCUGCUGGGCGAGAGCAGCGAUGAGGAGAGCAUGGAGAUCACGAGCGUCGUCAAGAAGGAGCCAAGGCCGUCCGCGCCGAUUGCGCCUGCCAGGCGUGGCGAGACGUCCAAGUCGGCUUCCACGCCCUCGACAUCAGCGCACCGCGCGCCACCGGCCGUCGCCUCUUCGUCGCGGCCAGCACCCAGGCCAUGGACAUGCCAAGCCUGCACGUUCCACAAUCCCGCAACGGCGCGCUUCGCCUGCGACGUCUGCCAGCAGGCACGGCCCGGCGCCAGCGCCCAGGUGGCGCCUGCGCCGGCUGCCGAGGCCGGGUGGCAGUGCGGCCGCUGUGGCUUUGCGAUGCAGGGCGAGGCGGCCGUGUUCUGGAUGUGCUCGCAGUGCGGCAAGAUCCGGGACAAGUGAGAGUGCGGGAGAAGGGCGGAGAGGGCGAGGAGCAGAAGAAAGCGGCUCGAGCGUUCGCGAAACACACAUCCACAUUCACCGAUACUCAUCUCAUCAUCAUACGUCACCGUCUAUUGAACACGUGCCUCUCUCAUCACUUCACUUCUUCAGCGCCGCCUCCGCACGCGCCACGAGGUCGGCGACGUCGGCGUCGCUCCACUGCCGGCCGUCCUUGGCAUCGAUGAUCGCGCGCGCAACGGCACCCUCGGCACGGAUCUUGCGCAGCUCAUCCUCCACCUUGUGCUGGGCCUUC